Molecule: messenger RNA, 279 nt
Organism: Fusarium verticillioides 7600
Lineage: Eukaryota; Fungi; Ascomycota; Sordariomycetes; Hypocreales; Nectriaceae
Exons: 4
Coding region: 1-279 (92 amino acids)
Source: RefSeq, a predicted model, not a curated record
AUGGCCGCUACUGUUGAGAUCAACGAUGCAGUUUUCUGCGAACCACAUCUCGCAGAGAUCUGUGAUGACUGUAGCGCCGAUUUACGCGAGGAGAACGACGCUUUUUACGGAUUUGACACUAUAGAUCGCGAUGCAAUCGAAUCUCCAGAUGCCUCUCGCAACAGCGAUGGCGUGUAUGUCUGCAACAAACAUCACAGCGGGACGUGCAAUCAGUGUUUUGCUUGGAAGAAGCAGAUCACGCGAGCUCGGGCAGCUGCCAAAAAGGCUGGCAGGCAUUAA